This is a messenger RNA of Paracoccidioides lutzii Pb01, 237 nucleotides long. RefSeq lists its product as hypothetical. The record is from RefSeq and is a predicted model, not a curated record. The coding region runs from base 1 to 237 and encodes 78 amino acids. The transcript has a single exon.
AUGAUUUUGGAGAAAUCAGAUGAGUCUAAUAACAUAUAUGAAGACCUGAUUGACAAAAUGUCAGAGAAUAUGAUUGACUCUAGUGACCAGGUGUCAGGAGUUAGUGAAGAAACUCUGAUGAGAUUAGAGAUUGUAAAACUUCAGCAAGAAGUUAAAAUGAUGAGAGCUAGCAAAGAGACACUAAUUAUCAAUGCUAACAGCAAUAAAAUGAGUGAAGAUCUUGCAAAUUAUCUAUAG